Molecule: messenger RNA, 2411 nt
Organism: Carassius gibelio (silver crucian carp)
Lineage: Eukaryota; Metazoa; Chordata; Actinopteri; Cypriniformes; Cyprinidae
Product: CD209 antigen-like protein D
Exons: 6
Coding region: 103-777 (224 amino acids)
Source: RefSeq, a predicted model, not a curated record
AACAUGGAAAGGGAGAGAAAUGAUCAAACAUAGCCCAGAAAUGUCAAGACACAAUUAUAGCCAAUGAGAACAUUGCAAACAAGAUACAAGCGAUGAAAACUGAUGACUGAAUACAUCUUGAAGAUGAACAUCUACGCUAAUGCAGAUCCUGUAAACCUUCAUAAUGUCAGGACACAACACACAGGAGGUGACUGUGUGAAGAUCAGAAGAUACAGAGCAGGUCUAGUGUGUUUGGUGCUGCUGUGUGUUCUUCUGCUGACUGGAGUAAUAUUUCUGUGUGUCCACAUCCAUACAAAGAACACAAACUACACAGAAGGAAAAGACCAGCUACUAACCAAGAUUACCCAGCUGACGAAAGAGAGAGAUGGAUUAUUAUCAAGUACAUGUGACCAGAUUAACCUUUUCAGUGAUGGAUGGAUUAACUAUCAUAACUGUAGUCUUUACUUCAUUUCCUCACUGAAGAAGACCUGGUCUGAGAGCAGAAGAUUCUGUACAGAGAGAGGAGCAGAUCUGAUCGUCAUAAACAACAAAGAGGAACAAGAUUUUGUGAAGAACAUAUCUGCUAACUAUGAUGUCUGGAUUGGUCUGACUGACAGUGAAGUGGAGGGCACAUGGAAAUGGGUUGAUGGCAGCACACUGAACCCUAGUUUCAGGUUUUGGAAUGAUAAAGAACCCGAUGGACAAAGAAAAGAGAACUGUGCUCGAUAUUAUUCACCAGGAUUGGCUGAUUAUUCAUGUAGUGAUCUUGGUCAAUGGAUCUGUGAAAAGGGCAGUUAAAAAUAAGUCAUAGGGUUACAUCUUUCCCCUAGCUGUUUUUAAAGGAACUGCUACUGCUAGAACAUAAUGAUUUUGUUGUUGUUGUUUUGCAUACUAGUGUUACAAUACCAAAAAGUUCUGUUCUGCUCCUGUCUCAUGAGAAACACAGUACACUUAAAGGCAAGUAAAUAUAAGAUUCAGUUUCCUACACUCCAACUCUGUAAUACGAUCAGAAUAGGUACUGUUUGUGUGUGUGUGUGUGUGUGUGUGUUACAUCUAAACUUUACAAUCAAAAUAUGAAGUCAACAGUAAUUGAAGUUAACCACUGUAGCUGAGCCUCAAGAGGUACAAUAAAUCAAAGCAGUGAAAUCAAUCUGAAGAUAACCAAACAGAACCAAAUAUUAUUUUGUUUUGCCAUAUUUUAUUAUAUAUCUGAGAAUAUUUCUGCUAUGAAAACAAAACUAUCACUGAGACAUAGGGGAUAAAAGGGGAAAGAGAACAAUUUGUUUACUUUGUUUGAGGACAGAGUAAUUUGGAGAAUGUUCCAAGUUUAUUUCCACAGACACAUCACACUAAGAGACAUCAUAGUGACAGAUAUUGACAGAAACCACUUAAUAGUUUCCCUUUUUUAUAAAGUAUUUUUAGUGAAGCAAGUCAAAUGCUUUUCUUAAAUGUGCCCUCUGUCAAAUAUACUGAAAUACAAAGUUUUGAAAUGUGUUACUAAUCAUUUACACCAACAUGAGAUGCAAACUUUUGUCUCAGGAAGCAGCAAUUUUUGUUCCUGGUUAGCUUCAAGCUCACAGGAUGAUCGCAGUUUGAAACUUUUUUUUUAGUCAACAUUUCAACUUUUAAGAUGACUAUAUAACAGAGUAGAUUAUAUGCAGAUUAGUGUUAGCACGAGGCUAAAGACAAAACCAAUUAAACUGACCUUGACUAUUACUACUUUACCCAAUUUUUAUUUCCUGGACCAUAAAAAAGACAAGACCUCAUCACUGUAUGCAUGAGGACCCAGAAGCAAUGUAAGAAUGGUAUGCCCUUUCUUUGUUUACAGCCUUUGCUAAUGCUAACAAAGGAAUUAGUGAGUUCCUGUUAACCUGCAUUUAAGCAUCUUUUAUUAGUUAACAAUGUUUCAGCGAAACAAACAAUUCUUAUAUAUUUAUAUAUAAAUCCUGAAUUAAAAUCUACAUUUAAACCAUGUGGGACCAAAGUUUUAAAUUUACAUACAGUACCCCAGAAUGCUUCCUGUUUAAAUUAAGUCUCCUAUUCUCUCGAUUUCUGCUGUAUAUAAACACAAGGUAAUUGGAUGGUUAAACUUAUUUUGAUUUUUUUUUUUUUUUUAUAUAAAUGCUAUGAUAUUGAAUUUGUAUAGGAUACUAUUGUGUAUGAAGUUUUGUUUUUAUUUACUGUAAUCCUUUUUUUUUAAAUCUUAUUCACUCUGAUUUUCUUAAUGUUAUUAACAUUUGUGAUGUCAAUGUAAUUAUGUCUUUAUUUAUUUUUAUUUUUAAAUGUAUGUAAUUGCUUAUUUUUAUUUGUCUGGAUUGGUCUGACUGCCAGAGAUGUGGAGGGCAGAUGGAAAUGUGUUGAUGACAGCCCCACUGAGUGAAAAAUGACUGAAAUGAACUGAUUAUUAUCUAAUAAAUAAUUCUCACACAUUA